Messenger RNA from Symbiodinium natans, 564 nucleotides. NCBI's taxonomy places the organism in Eukaryota, Dinophyceae, Suessiales, Symbiodiniaceae. The record is from the annotation of a GenBank genome assembly.
AUGACCACUGCGGCGCAGCCAGCAGAGCCCGUCGAGGCCGCGAUUGAGUACGCCCUCAAGCUCUCGGGAGUUCCGUAUGGCUGGUGGAGAGGUGGUGACAUCCCCAAGAAAGCCCCGAUGUGGGCUGAGGAUGGCCCAGCCCCUGCUCCUGAGAUGGUGGAGUCGUGCAACUGCGCUGGCCUCACGAACCUGAUGCUGCGAUCAGUGGGGCAGCCGCUUCCUUCCCACAAAGACAAUGGCUGUGGAGGCACUGGAGCAUAUGGCGCUGUUUACGCCUCAGUGUGGCAGUCCUUUGACCUAGAGACGAUCUACCCCCGUGGGACUCUGCUCUUGAGGAAAUAUCGAAGUGUGGAGGAUCAAGGGCACGUCGCGGUGGUGCUGGAACCAGCCGGGCGCGACGCCAAGGUCUUGCAAUCUCAUUGCGCGGGAUUUCCCUCCACAUCACCUGGUGUGAACGCAACGUAUACGGUAGCGGAGAGCCAUUGCGGCGGGUACUAUGAGUUUGCCGUGCUGCCAACAGAUUGGCUCCAACCUGCUAGGAGUGGCCAACCUGCUUCCGCUUGA